ACGAGUAUAUUACUUGAACGAAAAUCUUAAACUAAAGCAGGGAAGGUAUUCGGAAAACCAACCCAAUUCCUACCUUCUCAUCUUUCCAUCAAAAUUUUCUUUCCAUUUUCCCAAACUUUCCCUCCAACCAAACACCACCAAAAUGGACGUCCCCCACCACCACCAAAAAGAUCAUGAUCAUCAAGAGGAAUACAUUUUCCGGUCCAAACUUCCCGACAUCUACAUCCCCAACCAUCUUCCUCUCCACUCCUACUGCUUUGAGAACAUCUCCAACUACCAAGACAAACCUUGUCUUAUCAACGGAUCCACAGGUGAGACCCACUCUUACGCCGAUGUCGAGCUCACCGCGCGUAAAGUGGCGGCGGGGCUCGAUGAGAUGGGUAUCAAACAAGGCGACGUGAUUCUCCUCCUCCUCCAGAAUUGCCCCGAAUUCGUCUUCACCUUCCUCGCCGCCUCGUACAUAGGAGCCAUCAGCACCACCGCCAACUCUUUCUACACCCCGGCCGAGAUCGCCAAGCAAGCAAAGGCGUCGAAGGCUAAACUUAUCUUGACGGUUUCGACUUACGUCGACAAAGUCAAGAACUUCGCCGACGAAAAUAGCGUCAAGAUUGUGUGCAUCGACGACGCCCCGCCCGAGGGGUGUCUCCACUUCUCGGAGCUUUCGAAUGCCGACGAGUCCGCGAUUCCGGCGGUGAAGAUCAACCCAGACGACGUCGUUGCGCUGCCGUAUUCAUCGGGAACGACGGGGCUUCCUAAGGGGGUUAUGCUGACGCACCGGGGACUCGUGACGAGUGUCGCUCAACAGGUUGAUGGAGAGAAUCCGAAUUUGUACUUCCACAGCGAGGAUGUGAUCCUCUGCGUGCUUCCUCUUUUCCAUAUCUACUCCCUCAACUCGAUCCUGCUCUGUGGCCUUAGGGUUGGGGCGGCGAUCUUGAUCAUGCAGAAGUUUGAGAUCAAUAAGCUGUUGGAGUUGGUGGAGAAGUAUAAGGUGACGAUCGCACCGUUCGUGCCGCCGAUCGUCUUGGCGAUCGCGAAGAGCCCCGACCUUCAUCGGUACGACUUGUCGUCGAUAAGGAUGGUCAUGUCCGGCGGAGCGCCGAUGGGGAAGGAUCUUGAGGAGGCCGUCAAGGAUAAGCUUCCUCAUGCCAAACUUGGACAGGGUUAUGGCAUGACCGAGGCAGGACCGGUGCUGUCGAUGUGCUUGGCCUUCGCCAAAGAACCCUUCCCGAUCAAGUCUGGGGCUUGUGGCACCGUUGUUAGGAACGCCGAGAUGAAGAUUAUUGACCCCGACACCGGAGCAUCGCUUCCAAGAAAUCAGGCCGGCGAAAUUUGCAUUAGAGGUAGCCAAAUCAUGAAAGGUUACGUUAAUGAUCCCGAGGCUACGAAGGCGACUAUAGACGAAAGGGGAUGGUUACAUACGGGCGAUAUAGGAUACAUUGAUGAUGAUGACGAGCUCUUCAUCGUUGAUAGAUUAAAAGAACUGAUCAAAUACAAAGGCUUUCAAGUGGCCCCAGCUGAGCUUGAAGCCAUGCUCAUUGCCCACCCCAACAUCUCUGAUGCUGCUGUUGUACCUAUGAAUGAUGAAGCUGCAGGAGAAAUUCCUGUUGCGUAUGUAGUAAGAUCAAACGGCUCCAAGAUCACAGAAAAUGAUAUCAAGAAAUACAUCUCAGACCAGGUUGUAUUUUACAAAAGAAUUGGUAAGGUUAUCUUCAUAGACAAAAUCCCAAAAUCCCCGUCAGGAAAAAUCUUGAGGAAAGACUUGAGAGCAAGACUUACUGCAGAAGUAUUAGCCAAUUAAGUUUUCUCAGGGACGUAUAUCUUUUUUUUUUUUUUUUUAGCUUUUAUCUUUUAUCCCUCUUUUGUCAUUUUUCUUUUUGUUUGUUUUUCUCAUCUCUUUUCCAGUGUUCCCGAAAAUAUUGCAAAUCAACGGGUAAAAAGCCAUCAUGAAUUACUUUUUAUAAUGUGGUGAAUCUAAUUUCUCGCCCCUUGUACUAAAUUUCUCUCUUUUCGGGAACCUUAUUAAUUAGGAUCCAACGAAAGACAUAUCGGAGUGCUUUUACUUUUGUAAGAAUGUGUUUAUGUAUAUGAAGUUAUUAUGGACAACUUUGUAACU
Messenger RNA from Morus notabilis, 2113 nucleotides. Its product is annotated as 4-coumarate--CoA ligase 2. The coding region runs from base 143 to 1798 and encodes 551 amino acids. The transcript is spliced from 5 exons. NCBI's taxonomy places the organism in Eukaryota, Viridiplantae, Streptophyta, Magnoliopsida, Rosales, Moraceae. Gene Ontology annotation, molecular function: CoA-ligase activity. The record is from RefSeq and is a predicted model, not a curated record.